Messenger RNA from Clarias gariepinus (North African catfish), 1664 nucleotides. RefSeq names its product inhibitory synaptic factor 2Ab (gene insyn2ab). The transcript has 4 exons. The record is from RefSeq and is a predicted model, not a curated record. Lineage: Eukaryota; Metazoa; Chordata; Actinopteri; Siluriformes; Clariidae. Gene Ontology annotation, cellular component: postsynaptic density. Gene Ontology annotation, biological process: inhibitory postsynaptic potential. Bases 192 to 1556 code for a protein of 454 amino acids.
CACACAUACUUUCUGCAGCAUGUACGUGUAUUUGUGUGCGUAAGGCACAGUUCUGGCACCACCUCGAGCAACACUGCGAGUGUCUCUGCUCCUUGAGCUUCCCCAGAGUGAUGCGUUAAGUGAACGGAGAUGUCCCAGCGCAACGGGAGGCUGCAGCUCUCGCUCCGCUCUCAUGCUUCUCUCAGGGAGUGAUGGUUAGUAAGGAGACAGGCCCCUACGUCCUGUCAAAUUCAGACUCGGAUUCAGAGGCUGGAGGUCCAUUCCUCGGAAGUGAGGGCAGUAGAAGUGGAGACGGAGUGCACAAAAGGAACAAAGCCCUUCAGGUCCGCUUCAAGGACAUUUGUGAGGCCCAGAAUGAGGCAGCACGUCUAGCUCGGGGUGCCAAAACCCACUCUGUUUCAUGCAAGGUCGUACACAAGAGGUACAUGACAAUGCCGGCACGCCGCUCAAUACCCAAUGUGACCAAGAGCACAGCAGUGCAAACCUCACCUGAAUUGAAGAAGCGUUAUCAAACUUUUCCAUUUGAGCGCAAAAAGGGGCACACUAUUAAACACACAGCUCUGGUGGAAAACUAUGAGAACCAGAACAAUGGGUUUCUAAGUGAACUUCAAGCUACCGAGGAGGAAAAGCCUCAUGGUGCAAGGGUACAGAAAACUCGAGUGCUUCUACACAGUAUGCCACCAUGUGCUGGUGUGCAGGAUUUGUGCCAAGAUAACAGCCUUGACUCUUCUGGUCAAGGUAGAGAGACUGAUGAAAACUUGCUUCAAUCAGACUCAAAGGAAGAAGAAUGUAGUCAAGAAAGUAGCUCCAAGCACAAAGGAUUACCCAGUCAGAGUGAAGUUGGAGCAGAACAAGAGCCCAACUGCACUAAAAGCUCUUCAUCUUCAUCAACACAACCUCUGCGGGACAGAGGUGCCAUUUCAAAGGUCACAGGGCCCAUCGCAUGGACAUCUUUGACACAAGUGGAAUGUUUGGAUAGUCCAUCAUUGCAGUGCAAGCGUAAGAAAGAUCCUUUGAAUGGUCUGCAGUCUCAGACAUUACCACGUACAGGAAGCUUCCCAACCCAGAGUACCAGUCAGCCUCACUUCCAUGGUACAUAUGGCUUUGGUAGUACGGAUACCCAAAGACUUACCAGGAGACACGUGUGCGGGCAGAUAAUUCCUUUGCCUGGGGCAGAUGGAGACGUGAAAUCCCGAUUGCAGGCCAUGGAGACUCUGGUCAUGUCAAGCCAGGAAACCAUUAAAGUGCUGCUGGGGGUCAUUCAGGAAUUAGAGAAAGGAGAGGCGCAGCGAGAAGGCCGACUAUCAUACCGAACAGGGCAGGAUACAGCCAACUGUGACACGUGCCGCAAUAGUGCCUGCAUCAUCUACAGCGUGGAGCUGGACUUUAAGUUGCAAGAGGAUAAACUCCAGCCAUUGAUGAAAAGACUGUGUCCAGCAGCAGACCCAACCUAUCCUUCUCUGCCUUAUACGCAUGAAGUGUAUACUUCCACCCCCAAGCGCAAGUCCAAGACUGAAGCCAAGAAGCAUGCACGCUGGAGACUGUGGUUUCUUUGAAUCGAGACAUUUACUACUCUUAUUUCCAGCAUUGAUGCACCACAAGAACAUCCAGAGCUCAGUCUGUCAAAUUCUGCACUGACAAAGUGAAACACCACACUCCAGGAU